AUGACUACAGGCCAAUACCAUUGGGUCCACUGUCUCACGCCUUCUUCCUAUCGAGCUACAGCAUCAUGGUUCACCGGAUGGAUUUCGAUCGGUGGACAACUCGUCCUCGCGGCUUCUGCAGCAUUCGCGUCAGGACUACAAUUGCAGGCGCUCAUUACCAUAAAUAAUCUUGACACAUAUAUCCCUACCAGAUGGCAAGGAAUGCUCUUCUACUGGUUGAUUUUGGCUUACUCAACCGCGGUGAAUAUCUUCGGCUCUAAGAUUUUACCCCAUACUAAUACUGCCGCUGGAAGUGAGACAUGGGGUCAUCGGCUGAUGCAUGGUAUAGGAAUUUUGCACGUUCUUGGCUUCAUCGCCAUCGUCUCUGUUCUCGGAGCGAUGUCGUCAAAACACUCUUCUGAUUACGUGUUCAAGGAGUUCUCUAACACCAGUGGCUGGUCAAAUGAUGGAGUCUCUUGGUUGGUGGGAUUGCUCAGUACCGUAUACCCCUUUCUUGGUUAUGAUGCCGCCUGUCAUAUGAGCGAAGAGUUACCAAAGCCAUCUCGGAAUGUCCCCCUGGCAAUGAUUGGUAGUGUUGCUAUCAAUGGAGUGAUCGGACUAGUCUAUACGAUCGUAUUGUUGUUCUCCUUGGGCAACCUCGAAAACCUUCUUGAGUCAAAGACCGGUUUUCCAUUCAUGCAGCUAUUCUUGAAUGUAACUGGCUCACCCGCUGGGGCGUCUGUCAUGGCUCUCUGCAUCACACUGAUUGCCCUUGCUGCUAAUGCCGCCGGCACAACCUCGACCAGCCGUACAGCCUGGGCCUUUGCACGCGAUCGUGGUUUACCAGCAUCUAGCUUUUUCUCACAUGUGAAUCCCACACUCAAAGUGCCUGUUCGCAUGAUCUUGGUGGUCGGGUUUCUGCAAAUGCUUCUGGGACUAAUCUACCUUGGGAGCACAACUGCUUUUAACGCGGUCUUAUCCAUGGCUAUCUUGGGCAUGUAUGCCUCAUAUUUUUCACCGAUUCUAUUUAUGCUUAUCUAUGGCCGACGAAAAUCUUCGUCAACUAUACGGGGACUAGGUUCAGGCAUGUUUAAUCUUGGACCUAGAUGGGGACCUGUGAUCAAUGUACUCGCGUUGCUCUGGCUUGUCCUCGCGAUGGUAUUCAGCACGUUCCCUACCGUUGAGCCGGUGACUCCUAACAAUAUGAAUUAUUGUGUUGUCGUGACUAUGGGCUGGGCAUUCCUUGGCGCGGUAUACUAUUAUGUCUUUGCGGGAAAGAAACGAUUUACUGGUCCGAUUGUGGAGCUGGCUGAGGAUAUCUAG
Penicillium angulare is the source of this 1302-nucleotide messenger RNA. Its product is annotated as Amino acid/polyamine transporter I. Gene Ontology annotation, cellular component: membrane. The record is from RefSeq and is a predicted model, not a curated record. The coding region runs from base 1 to 1302 and encodes 433 amino acids. Gene Ontology annotation, biological process: transmembrane transport. Gene Ontology annotation, molecular function: transmembrane transporter activity. The transcript has 3 exons. Lineage: Eukaryota; Fungi; Ascomycota; Eurotiomycetes; Eurotiales; Aspergillaceae.